AUGGCUAUGGCUGUAUGGAUCACCGCACUAGCCCCGUAUUUCGUGCUCAUCAUCCUUCUAGUCCGCGGAGUCUCAUUGCCAGGGGCGGCCGAAGGAAUCAGAUACUACCUUACCCCUCAGUGGCACAAGCUCAAAAACUCAAAGGUCUGGAUAGACGCUGCCUCCCAGAUAUUCUUCUCGCUUGGCCCCGGGUUCGGAACCUUGUUGGCGCUUUCAAGUUAUAAUAAAUUCAACAACAAUUGUUACAGGGACGCUAUAGUCACGAGUAGCAUCAACUGUUUGACAAGUUUCUUGGCAGGCUUCGUCAUCUUCUCUGUGCUAGGCUACAUGGCGCAUGUGCAGAACAAGAGUGUUGACCAGGUCGGGCUUGAAGGUCCAGGACUAGUGUUCAUCGUCUACCCAGAAGCCAUUGCAACGAUGACCGGCUCCGUAUUCUGGUCCAUAAUUUUCUUCCUCAUGCUCAUCACAUUAGGCCUGGACAGCACGUUUGGUGGCCUGGAAGCCAUGAUCACCGCCCUGUGUGACGAGUACCCCAGGAUGUUGGGGCGAAACAGGGAAGUGUUCGUGGCUGUCCUGUUGACCGGAGUGUACAUUUGUGCGCUGCCUACCACGACAUAUGGCGGAGUGUACCUGGUCAAUCUGUUGAACGUGUACGGGCCCGGCCUCGCCAUCCUGUUCGUCGUGUUCGUGGAGGCGGCUGGAGUCUGCUGGGUGUACGGUGUGGAACAGUUUUCCUCGGACAUCGAGUGCAUGCUGGGACAUCGUCCAGGACUUUUCUGGAGACUCUGCUGGGGCUACAUUAGUCCUGUCUUCCUCCUGGUCAUCUUCGUGUUCUCACUGCUCAGCUACGAGGAUAUGCUAGCUGGUGACUACGUGUACCCACAGUGGAGCAUCACCAUGGGAUGGUUGCUCACUGCCUCCUCGAUCUCGUGUAUUCCUAUCUACAUCAUCUACAAGUUCCUCAUUACUCCCGGCUCUUGUUUGAAGAGAUUGUCAAUAAUAAUGAAACCAGAGGAGUUGUCAGAGACCACCGCCAUAAAUACCUCCUAUGGCACCGGCACCCACGUUUGACUGGAGUGGUUGGUCUAACCAGUGUACAGAACCCAUACCUUGGUGGAGGCUUUAACUAUAAAUACCGUUCUAUGUUUUUUAU
Macrosteles quadrilineatus (aster leafhopper) is the source of this 1153-nucleotide messenger RNA. RefSeq names its product sodium-dependent serotonin transporter-like. Gene Ontology annotation, molecular function: serotonin:sodium:chloride symporter activity; serotonin binding. The transcript has 9 exons. Gene Ontology annotation, biological process: serotonin uptake; sodium ion transmembrane transport. The coding region runs from base 1 to 1071 and encodes 356 amino acids. The record is from RefSeq and is a predicted model, not a curated record. Lineage: Eukaryota; Metazoa; Arthropoda; Insecta; Hemiptera; Cicadellidae. Gene Ontology annotation, cellular component: neuron projection; membrane.